UAGGAGAAUAGAGACUCUUUACAAGCAUCUAAAUGUCAAACCAAUCAAAGGAUUAUGGGUACACUAAUAUAAACAAGAACCAGGAAAGAAGCCUUCUGGUUGGACCAACACCCACUGGGGAGGGUAUAUAAGAGCCUCAAAGCAAGAGGAGACAUUCACACCUUAGAAGCCUCAUCUGUUGUUACAACCAAAGCAAUUAAAAACACAGAUUCCCAACGUCAUGGCUUGCUGUGUGCCCUGCUGCUGCAGCGUCCCCACCGGCCCCGCCACCACCAUCUGUUCCUCUGACAAAUGCUGCCGGUGUGGAGUCUGCCUGCCCAGCACCUGCCCACACACGACUUGGUUACUGGAGCCAACCUGCUGUGACAACUGCCCCCCACCCUGCCACAUUCCUCAGCCCUGUGUGCCCACCUGCUUCCUGCUCAACUCCAGCCACCCCACCCCAGGCCUGGAGACCAUCAACCUCACAACCUUCACUCAGCCCUCCUGUGAGCCCUGCAUCCCAAGCUCCUGCUGAAUGAUGGCUGCUUUGCUCCGUGCCUGACAAUGAAGGACCCGGAAGGUUUAGCGUUCACCUAUUUCAGUACCUGCAACUAAUUGCC
Messenger RNA from Zalophus californianus (California sea lion), 602 nucleotides. Its product is annotated as keratin-associated protein 3-3. The record is from RefSeq and is a predicted model, not a curated record. Gene Ontology annotation, molecular function: structural molecule activity. The coding region runs from base 221 to 517 and encodes 98 amino acids. Gene Ontology annotation, cellular component: keratin filament. The transcript has a single exon. Lineage: Eukaryota; Metazoa; Chordata; Mammalia; Carnivora; Otariidae.